CCCUUGGUUGUUGUUUUUUUUUUUUAUAAGCAAUCAACAUGUGCUAGACUAAAUUUAUAUUUACAUUAAUUUACAAGGACUGAUUUACCAUGCAUACCAAAAUAGAUUGUUCUAUAUACAUGUAUGUGGGAGAGAACAUUCAAAGUUUUAAGAACCUGUGCCCAAUCCCUUUUUAAAUUCAGUUACAAUAAAAUGUUAAAGCCUAGCUUGGCUAUUUGAUGAAAUGGUUUAGGUUUCAAUAGUUUGUGUGUGUAAUAUUGAAGAGGUCUGCUCAUGAUUGUUUACAUAAACCAGGAAAUAUCUUAGAGACUCAAGUAUAAAUAUUUUAUUUAGCUAUUUUAGUCAUAUGCUCUCAUGAUUAUAUCCUUAUUGAAGACACUGUUAUCUGUUCCAUGUUAUUUUCUGAAUGUACUUUCCCAUACAAAGUUACAAGAUUGAGUCAUGGUUUUUCUAUUAAAUAAGGAAAUGUAUCAUAUUGACGUAGUGUCUUUUCUAAGUACUACACACAGUUUUUAGUAUAUUGCAUUAAAUGUAGACAAGGAGAAGUUUGACCCGAAUAUCACAAGAGCUGAGCCAAACUUAGUACAGACAGCCAUGACGCCAUGUCUCCAACAAUUUUUGAUGAAGCCAUAGAUAUCAGUUGUAAAAAUGGCAACUGGACAAAGUCAAAAAUCUAUGACACUUCCAUCAAGAACUCAGCCCCCAAAGCCCGGUAACCAUAGAAACAAGUUGUCUUCCCCAUCCUUCAACAGAGGUUUGUUUGGGAGACUUGUGCAGAAGUUAAGAUUCCGUAAUCGUGACACUGACACAGAAUUCCCAGACUCUCAGAAUGUGGAGGGGUUAUAUUUCAAGAGGAAACUUUCACCAGAGCACAAGGACCCACCUAAUCAGAGUGCAUUUGCCAGAGUAGAUGUGAGAAGGAGCCAAUCAGACAGAAGCUACCAGAGACCUGUUGAAAUGAGGAAGAAAACUGGGGCAUUCCCAAAGCUCCGGCGCUCCAGGCAUUCUAAAGAAGUAGCAGAAAUCCUUCCUCCUCACGAUAAGAAACCAUUAGCAUCAGAUAUUGAAGUGGCAAAUGAUUUCAUUAUAUCUGAUGGUGCAGGGGUGGACUUAGAUGAAGGGAAUAAGGAAGAACAGAUACCUUUGGAGGACAUAGAUCCAGGGUAUGAAACACUGGAUGAGGUACGAGAGAAAAUGAAAAAUUUGAAAUUGAAGAAGUUGAAGGAGGAAGUAGAGACUAAGGCCCCUGUUCAUGUACAGCACCACAGACGCACUCAGUCCACAGGGGGUCAGGAGGAGGCAGGGGGGAGGGAGAACAGUGAGUUUGACAUCAGCUCCAAGGAAAGGCUAGGCAUGAAUUCCAGCCACAUAGAUUUGAACCGACCUAACAGUCAACAGCUGAACUCUAGGAAUCACCUCCUGCCAAACUUGACUUCUAACAUUUUAUCAGUACGGAGUGGAAGUUGUCCACUCCAUCAUGAAAACUCUUUACAAACAGGGAUACUGAGUUCUCAAAACAAAUCAGAGAAUUGUCUUUCACAAGGAGGGGUUGUGUGGAAAGAAACAGAAGAUGUGUAUGCAAACCCCUCCAUUGUACACAACAAAACAAAACAAGGUGUGGAAAAUACCCCGGAAGGACCAUCCAUGUUAUGUAGUGCUAUGAAUAGGGAAGAAAGUGUGGAUAAAGAACCACCUCCUUUACCAGAGAGACAGUAUAGUGUUCAGAGUCUGGAGGAUAUUGAUGCAUCAGAACAAGUGCCCUGUAAUAGGGAUCCUGGAUUCUCUGACCAUGUGAGUGAACAGGACAGCAAUCAUACAACUCAGGAGGCAGACACAAUACCAAAAUCUCUAGAAGUGAAAGUUGGUCCAGAGGAUGAGGAAGAGAAUGGGUAUUCAACUUGUGGUUCCUCAGUGGCCCCUUUUCAGAGAAGGGAGAGGAUUUAUGAGGAGAUUAAGGAUCGGGACUUUAGAACAUUACAGUGCUCUAAUGAGGAGGAUACCACCGCCUGCUCUGUGCCAUAUCAGACUUAUGUCAGGAAAGAGAGGCCAUAUGAAGAUAUCAAAGAUCUGCAAUUAGACAGUGGAAUUUGUAAUACUUCAUCUGGAACAGAUUUUUUUGCUCAAGUUAUGAAUCAUUAUGACUCAUUAUCAGAAAAUGUGUCAUCUGCAGGUCCUUGUGAUACCUCUGCAGAUGACUUAGAAACUGAUUGUGGUAGUGAAAGUAACAAAACUUGUGAGAAUAUGGAACUUUUGAAUGCAGUGGUAGGUGCAAACAGUGCAAAAACAGAUAGUGCUGUGACUGACAUGAGCUUGUCUUCAGACCAGCCAAUUUCCAAUUUUAAUUCUUUUUCAUCAUCUGUUGAGCAAUGUGACACUGUUAAAAUGAAAACCACGACACAAGAGAAAGGGGGAAAAUCAGACCUGGUCGAUUUUCAGCCACAGUCAAAUUCCGCAACUACAGACUCCCUGGAAUGUAGAAAUGUUCAAGCAAAUCUACAUACUGAACAAAAAGAUAAAGUUGUGAUCCACAGUGAGUAUCCACCUCGCAUAGAGGCAUCAUACGAGGAUGAUGCUGACCUUGUGUUGGAAAGUCUACAUAGCCAGGCCAUUCCCUCAGGUGUGUCCUCUAUUGAGAAUCUGCUGGAAUAUGAGAGAAGCAUGGAGGACAGCAUGAAAAAACUGAUUGACGUAGACAGUGCUGAUAAGUGGGAGGAAAUACCAUAUGCUGAUUCAGCUAGUCUUGGACUUGGAGACACUCCACAGAGUUUGCCAGAUGAUGGCUAUUCAGAGUGUGGUGAUGUUCAACAAGACAGUGCAGCAGUGAGUUUGAUCAUCAUGGAGUCAGAUUUGGGUUGUGAUCAGGAUAGUGCUUCACAAACAGUGGCAACCGAAGAAUCAGGAAUAACUAGUACUGGAGAAAAUAAAGUAGAGAAAGAGGAAGUAAGUGCCGUAAAGGGUGCAAUGGGAGGUGAUCUGCAGGAGGAAAAUGUACAGAAUAUUCCAAAUGAAGUAGUGGAAGUGCAGUGGAGACCCAAAGAGCUACCACACAAAACCAUUCCUUCAUUUUACUAUGAUGAGGAACCUGUUCAUAUGAGUCUCUCAGAAUUGGGUAUGAAAGAAAAAUUCAAUAAACACUCUAAGGAAAAAGAAACACAUAAGAAGAAGCAGAAAGAAGGAAAAUCAUCCAGUCCCAGACAGCAGAGUUCUAGAAAUUCAUCUCAGGUCAAGGCCAGUGGUUCAUCAAGGAUCAAAGUCAGAGACAGCAGUCUCAGGCAAACAGCCGUUCAUAAAAACCCUGCAGCUAGAAGGACUUAUCCUAUGGGUAUGGCAAAGUCUCUAGAAACUGAAAAGGAACACAAAGACCCUGUUGAAACUAAAUUAAGUAGAUCUGCUACAUCAAGUGAAAAACCUUGUAGGGAUGUCAAAGCAAAGUCAAGUUUUGUUGAACCAGUUACACUGCCAGAAAUUCCUAAAUUUAACCAGAAUUCUGAAGUCAGGUGCAGAAAAGACUUCCUGGAAAGCAUGAAGCAGCUUAAAGAUUGUGGUUGGUACUGGGGUCCACUGAGCUGGGAUGAGGCCGAGAUCAAACUUCUGAAUAAGCCAGAUGGAUCUUUCCUUGUUAGAGACAGUUCAGAUGAGCGGUACAUUCUCAGCCUAUCAUUCAACAUGAAUGGACAUGUCCAUCACACCCGAAUAGAGCAUCAUAAAGGUAAAUUUAGCUUUUGGUCACAGCCAGAUUCCUUAGGGAAAUCAACUAUAAAGGAAUUCAUUGAACAGUGUGUCAGAAAUUCACGUAAUGGACAAUUCCUGUACUUCAUUCGGCCCUCUGGCCCUGGAGCGCCACCUAUGCCAGUUCAUCUCCUUCACCCCGUGUCUCGGUUCCGACAGAUGCAGUCACUGCAGCACAUGUGUCGAUUCCAGAUUCUUCAAAUUGUACGACGAGAUCAUAUCGAGCAAUUGCCCAUUCCAACAAGUAUAAAAGACUACCUGCGUCAAUCUCAGUAUUAUGUGGAGUACUUAGAGGACUGAGAGAAUGACUUUGUCUACAAAUCAAUUUGUGAUUUUUGUUCAACCAAAAUUGAAUGUGAUUCAUUUACCAAAUUCUUUUUCUUUUUCUGUUUUUCCUGUCUGUGAUGUCAUAAUGGUGUUUGUACUAUGAUUUAUAAAAUCAUGUGACUUUUUAAAAAAUCCUUUUGAUUAGCUUUUUAACUUGAAACUUUUAAAUUUGCCCUUUAUAUUUAUAGAAGUUUUCACUCUGCAGUAUCAAAUUUUGCUUGCUUUUAAUGAUCAUGUUGUAUCUAGAGCAAUGAUUAGUAGUGCAGCAAAACAAUUUUUGGUAUUCCUAUUUUGUGUAUCAAUUAUUUAGCUUAAGAGAUGCACAAUGUCAGAUCAUUUGUUAACUACCUCAACAUUGUUAAUCAUAUUACAAUUCAACUGCCUUUUUAAGUAUUCGGUAGUAGCAUGUUAAGUCUGUCUAGGGACUGCCAAUUAGAUUAUAAGGAAAGAUAAUGCAACUUAAUGCUUAAUGUAUAUUUGGAUAUUGAAUGCAUAUGCAAUUCUUUUUAGUAUGUUCCAAUUGGUCAAUGCUGACACUUUAAUUUUAAUAGAAUGCAAAACAUCUAAAGCAAAUGGUGAAAAAUUAUGAUGGCCUUGGAAUAGUUUGUUAGAGAAUAAUUCCAGAGGUCCAAAAAUUUUGUUGAAAAAUUCAAACUGAGACUGACAGUCAAGUUUUUUCACUGCAAAAAUAUGUUGAGGUUGGGAAGGUUAUUCUUCAAAAAUUGAACAAUGAAGUAAUCACAUCUAUUAAAGACUAAGGUUACAUAUUUAUAACAAGUACAAAGUGCAGUCAUUCUUUUGGAGACAAACACCAUUACAUAUGCAACAGUAGUUGUUUUUUUAUGUCAAUGGGUAUAUUGGAGAAUUAAUGUUAAAUAAGUUUUUAAAUAGGAACCAAUCUAUACCAAAUUUCCAAUUAACCCAAAAGUUACUUCCCUUUGUUGAACUUUUCUAUUUGAUGAGACGCAAAAGGUAUACAUGUAUAUGUAUGGUAAACACCAUGGUUACAAAAAUUAGCACAACAUUCAGAUAUUGCUUAAAGGAAGAUCAGUAGUUGCUAUGUAACCACCUGAAAUGUAUAGAAAAACACAGGUUUAUUGUAUUAAUGAGAAUUAGGGAUAAAAUCACUCAAACAAUAUCAAACAUCAUGCUCUGUCUUUGUUAAAAAUAAAAAUGUAUUGAUUGUGUCAAUAUGGAAAUUAACGAUAACUGUGAUUUGAUUGAAGAGCCUUAUGAUAUGGAAACAUGUAUUUUCUUUGAACAUAUCAGUUUAUUGUAAAGACAGAAAAAACAUUUUCCUAAUGUUUGCAAGGUAAUGGGAUCUCUGAAAUAGCGUAUUGUCAAACGUUUUUAGGUACAUGUAGUGCAGUGGCUCUCUUGAAUGAUUUUUCUUAGAUUAUGAGAUUGAUUCUGAAAUAAUUUUCUUUGAACAUGAAACUCGAGGACUCUUUUUUUUUUUUUUUAAAAUCAAGAAUUGUGCUACGAUAUCAAAAAUUGGUAUCCAGCUUUGUAUUGUAAUGAGGGCUUGGGGCUAAUACCACUAAAUUGUAAACCAUCCAUGGAGAUUUAAAGCUUCACUAGUGUACAUUUACAAAUUUAUUUCGAGUUAUAAUGAAAAAGAAAGAAGAAUUUUGGAAUCUUUGAGAAUUCAUUCACAUUAAGGAAGGAAACCAAAAGACAUUAUGUGCCCUUUGGAAUCAUGGCAGCAAGAUUUUGAGUCUGAAUUUUUCCAUUUUGGUCUCAGGUUCAAGGAAAAUAUGACAAACAUUGUUGCCUGCUUCUUAUUACCGAAAUGGUUUGUGAAAUCACAAUUUAGUGGCAAUUUGUGAGUGCUAUAUUCAGGAGGACAUGGUCAAUAGGAAAUUAGUCAUAGAUUAUUAAAAAUGAAAAAUUAGUCAAAUUUCAAUUGAAUUUUAAUUCAGGAGGGCAUAAGUGAGUAUGAAAUUUGUGUUGAAUUAAUGAAAAUGAAAAAUUGGAUAGAAUUGAAUUUUUAUGAGAAUUUUAUGGAUAGAAUAGAUCUGUUUUUAGCAAUAAUCUGAUGAAUGUAAGCUGUUCUAACAGUACAUAUGAAGGAAAAGUGAUAUGUAGACACCUGUCAGACACUAAAUAUUGGCUUAAAUUAUGGCUUUGAUGCAAAUUUAUAUAUGAUGUGAAUAUCAUGCAUUCAGAAGCCUUGUACCCUUAUUUUCUACCACCAGUUCAGCUUUUAUCAAAGUUUUAGACUGGAACAAGACUGCAUUUAUUUUGCUAGAUCUGAUUUCAUUACUUGAAGUGAAAGAUUUGAAAAGUUAAAUGAAAUGAACAUUCAGGUUUUAAUAUAUUUAAUGGCAACCACUGAGAAUAUUAUUGCUAAUGGAUAUUUCCUUUCUGUGACAGACAUCAUGUAUUUAAAAUGCUUUGGAUGCGUUCAUUAUUUUGCUUAGAUGGUGGAAUUCUCAAUGCAUAUUCCAGCAUGUGUUCAAAUAGAGAAUGUUUUGUUUUUACGGGCUAACUGAGCAAUAUAAAUUCCAAAAGGCAUCAGCAAUACAUCCAGUUGAAUGGAUUUCUGAAUUCAUACUGCACAUCACCAAUUAGCUAGUGUAUGCGGUAUGUUUUACAAAAUGCAUUCAAAUAACUACUCCACAGCAAAACAUUUUUGUUAAUUAACAUCAGCUAUACCCCCAUAUGAAAACAAUUAAUUUCAAAGUAGGGUACAUUGGCUUAAAACAGUUUUAAGCAUUUUUAUGAGGAAAAAGUACAUACUAUAAACAAUAUGUAGACCAAUAAAAUGUUAUGAGUACACAGUACUGGGGAUGGAAUUCAGUACUAUUGAAAGCGUUUUAAAAUUAUGUAUUGAAAGUUAUUUUAUAAAAGGUACAGAAAUGAAAUAUUUAUGUUGUAGUUUUUUUUUUGUACUGAGUUUGUUGUUGUUUCUGUGAACCUGUUGUUGAUUUUAGUCCUGACUAUGGAAUGUGAUUCCUUAACAUUGUUUGCCCUACCAUGUCAUGCUUUAAAAUUAAAUGAGUAUAUGUCAG
Messenger RNA from Ostrea edulis (European flat oyster), 7070 nucleotides. RefSeq lists its product as uncharacterized. Gene Ontology annotation, cellular component: phosphatidylinositol 3-kinase complex. Gene Ontology annotation, biological process: phosphatidylinositol phosphate biosynthetic process; intracellular signal transduction. Bases 649 to 4029 code for a protein of 1126 amino acids. The record is from RefSeq and is a predicted model, not a curated record. Gene Ontology annotation, molecular function: 1-phosphatidylinositol-3-kinase regulator activity. Lineage: Eukaryota; Metazoa; Mollusca; Bivalvia; Ostreida; Ostreidae. The transcript is spliced from 7 exons.